UUGAGAUUGAGACCGCGAGAUAUUCAGUUGGAUGUUAGCAGUGGAUGGCUUAAGGUGUCUUGGAUUCUCUAAAAACCAAAAGUCUCAAUAGUGAACAUUAAGUAGAUUGUUACCCAAAAAAAAACAUCAUAGAAGAGUUACAUUUCAAUAUGUCUAAUACCAGUGGGAAUGAUGGGGACAGAGGCGAUCGACAAAAACGGGAAACAAUCGAAAUGGGUAACUUGCUGGGACCAAAGGACUUAAAUACAGCAAGCAUUACGGAAACCCAUACAACCCAAAAGCUAGUGUCCUUACCAGAACGAGGAAGCUGGAGCUCAAAACUGGACUUCAUAUUAUCAGUAGUCGGACUAGCGAUCGGCUUGGGAAACGUUUGGCGUUUCCCAUAUUUGUGUUAUAAAAAUGGAGGCGGUGCAUUUUUAGUUCCAUACUUAUUAGCAUUGUUCUUAGCUGGUAUACCAAUGUUCUUUAUGGAACUUGCACUAGGGCAAAUGUUAACAAUUGGCGGCUUGGGUGUAUUUAAAAUAGCUCCCAUUUUUAAAGGUAUUGGCUAUGCUGCUGCUGUUAUGUCCUGCUGGAUGAAUGUUUACUACAUCGUAAUUCUUGCCUGGGCCGUAUUCUAUUUUUUUAUGUCGAUGCGAGGCGAUGUGCCUUGGCGAACAUGCAAUAAUUGGUGGAAUACCAUAAAUUGUGUAAACCAGUACGAAAGAAAGAACUUACACUGCUGGGAUAAAGUUAUCAAUGGCAACGCUAGCAAAAUUUGCAGUGUUGCUACCGCUAACAUUUCGACAACAGAGCUCACAGAUCCAGUAAAAGAGUUUUGGGAACGUCGAGCCUUACAAAUAUCAUCCGGAAUUGAAGAAAUUGGAAACAUUCGCUGGGAACUGGCAGGCACGCUUUUGCUGGUUUGGAUACUUUGCUACUUUUGCAUUUGGAAAGGAGUUAAAUGGACAGGAAAGGUGGUUUAUUUUACUGCACUUUUCCCAUAUGUGCUAUUAACUGUUUUAUUAAUACGCGGCAUAACCCUUCCUGGUGCUAUGGAAGGAAUCAAAUUUUAUAUUAUUCCAAACUUCUCAAAACUUUCACAUUCCGAGGUCUGGAUCGAUGCAGUUACUCAAAUCUUUUUCUCGUACGGUUUGGGUCUUGGAACAUUGGUUGCUCUAGGAAGUUACAACAAGUUUACUAAUAAUGUUUACAAGGAUGCUUUAAUUGUAUGCACAGUAAAUUCAAGUACCAGUAUGUUUGCGGGAUUUGUAAUAUUCUCUGUAAUUGGAUUCAUGGCACAUGAGCAGCAAAGGCCAGUUGCGGAGGUGGCAGCAUCGGGACCCGGCUUAGCUUUUCUUGUGUACCCGUCAGCGGUUUUGCAACUUCCUGGAUCCCCUUUAUGGUCAUGCCUUUUCUUCUUUAUGCUUCUUUUAAUAGGUCUUGACUCCCAGUUUUGCACUAUGGAAGGUUUCAUAACUGCCAUCAUUGAUGAAUGGCCACAAUUGCUUAGAAAACGUAAAGAAAUAUUCAUUGCUAUUGUAUGCUUACUAAGCUACUUGGUUGGAAUAACUUGCAUCUCACAAGGCGGCAUGUAUAUUUUUCAAAUACUUGAUUCAUAUGCAGUAAGCGGAUUUUGUCUCCUAUGGCUUAUAUUCUUUGAAUGCGUCUCUAUAUCUUGGUGUUAUGGAGUAGAUCGAUUCUAUGAUGGAAUUAAGGACAUGAUAGGCUAUUAUCCUACUGUUUGGUGGAAGUUUUGCUGGUGUGUCACCACUCCUUCGAUUUGUUUGGGUGUUUUUUUCUUUAAUAUUGUUCAAUGGACUCCAAUAAAAUACCUAGACUACAGUUAUCCGUGGUGGGCGCACGCAUUUGGAUGGUUCACAGCACUAUCAUCGAUGCUUUACAUACCAAUUUAUAUGUUUUGGUUAUGGAAGCGAACACCCGGAGACUUAUGCGAGAAAAUUCGAGAAAUUGUACGUAUAGAUGAAAGUAUAUCGCAAUUACGAGAGAAAAUGCACAGAGAAGCCUAUGCUAAGGAAAUUGAGUUUAAUUCAUAGGCUUUAUUAAGUCACAACAAUUAAAAACUACAAUGUUCUUAAAUAUAAGUAUAAAUAUGUUUCUUUUUUCAAUAGUUUGGUUGUACAAACCACGACUAAUUAAUUAAUUAAAUUCACCAGGUUAAAUAUUGGAGUAUCUUUUAAUCAUUAUGAAUAAGUAGGAAAUCAUUUUCAAAUAGAAGCAUAUUAUGUACAUGUAUGUUUGGCUUGAAUACUCGUAAUUAAUAAGUGUUAAAUGAUUACUGUAUUAUCCACUCAAUGCUACGUAUUUGCUAAAAUAUGGCUAAUCUAGGCUUUAUUAGGCUCUUCAUAUUGUUUGUAAUUAUUUCUUUAAUUUAUACAAUAGGUAAUUAGCAAGUAAAAUAAUUAUAUU
Molecule: messenger RNA, 2409 nt
Organism: Drosophila busckii
Lineage: Eukaryota; Metazoa; Arthropoda; Insecta; Diptera; Drosophilidae
Gene: Gat
Product: sodium- and chloride-dependent GABA transporter 1
Exons: 12
Coding region: 150-2036 (628 amino acids)
Biological process (GO): sodium ion transmembrane transport
Cellular component (GO): membrane
Source: RefSeq, a predicted model, not a curated record